AUGGCUAAACCAGUGUCCAGAAGCUCAUCAUUUCUCAUAAACACGGUGUCGCAAGAAUCGUCGCAACCAUCAAUCACGGCUUGCCCGCCCCAUUUAACGGACUCCCCAGAGGAGGACGGCGACGACGCCGACCACUACUAUACUGCCCCACCGCCGCACACACCAGCCUCAAGCUCAAACCUCUCUCAUACGCAUCCUCCGCCAUUCUCAUCCCUUGUCUUUCCAUCACCCUCCGACCCCAAUCGUGCAUCUAAAGUCACCGAGCCCGGACCCGCUUGCCAUCCUGCGUUAGCGCCUCCAGCACCUGGCGACGAGUCGCUUGAGCCAGCCCCUUCUUCGGCGGUUGUUGCUGACACAAAAGCGUCAUUUUCUGAGACGAAAAACGACGGCUCCGACGACGGCGAACCACCGCCGCCUUACACAGAAGGUUACAGUCCCUUGGAGUCUUUCACCUACGUGAUGGCUGCUGCAGGAGGUGCCUCCAGUUUGAUCACUCAGGUCCAACAGACCGGGCCGCUGAACACUCUUAGUGAUAUCGGCGGAGAUGAAAACAUCAAUCUCGACCUUAGGGGUACACGAUUCAGCCUCUCGCGAGAUGAGCUGUUGACAUUGCCUGAAUUUGUCUUGCUUUCACUCUUCCCCAAUGGUCUCCUCCCUGAUGGACAUGCGACUGCAAAUGGCUACGAAGGCGAUGUUUUCCCAGUCGACUACGAUCCGGCCUCUCUUCAGUACAUGCUGGACUUCUUCCGAACGGUUGCCCAAUCAAUUCCCUCGCCACCAGCUUCUGGCUCAGCCUCACCUGAACCGGAGGGAACAGACCCAAUGCAGAACUCCACCCGCGACAUGCUGCAGGACCGUGCGGGCAUCAUCGUCCUACGAGAGGACCUCGACUUCUAUGUAAUCCCCCCACGUGCGGACAUCGGACACGAGGAGAUGCUGGAAGUCAAACAAUCAGCUGGCAGAUCGUUGUUGAGACAAGACGGUAUUUUCUCUGGGCUCAGAAAGAGUGAAGAGGUCGGGUCAACUGAGCAGCAUUUGAUUGAAAUGCUGACGGCUGGAGGAUUUGAUCGUGCGGACCAGUGGGGCCAUCGUGCUCCGGAGCCUCACAAGGCGGUUAUCUGCAGUCUUGCACUCGCCAAACUCCGCACCGACAUCCGUGGAGACCUAUCCAACAACAAUGCGGUGGGUAUGGCCCAGAAGCUUCUAUUGUUCUGGCGCAAACCCGCCCGUCGCUGCUGGUGGGAAGGCAUCGAGCUUACCGAUGUCGAGGGGGUUGAAGGUCCAGUCAAGAUCUGGAUCAGGCGUGUGUGGACACUGGAGAUGAGCGUGAUUGGUCUUCGUUGA
Messenger RNA from Penicillium bovifimosum, 1344 nucleotides. RefSeq names its product putative general stress response protein Whi2. NCBI's taxonomy places the organism in Eukaryota, Fungi, Ascomycota, Eurotiomycetes, Eurotiales, Aspergillaceae. The transcript is spliced from 7 exons. Gene Ontology annotation, molecular function: RNA binding. The record is from RefSeq and is a predicted model, not a curated record. Bases 1 to 1344 code for a protein of 447 amino acids. Gene Ontology annotation, cellular component: nucleus.